This is a messenger RNA of Thalassophryne amazonica, 3533 nucleotides long. RefSeq names its product ATPase H+ transporting V0 subunit a2a (gene atp6v0a2a). The coding region runs from base 114 to 2651 and encodes 845 amino acids. The transcript is spliced from 20 exons. Gene Ontology annotation, biological process: proton transmembrane transport; vacuolar acidification. The record is from RefSeq and is a predicted model, not a curated record. Gene Ontology annotation, cellular component: vacuolar proton-transporting V-type ATPase complex; vacuolar proton-transporting V-type ATPase, V0 domain; plasma membrane. Gene Ontology annotation, molecular function: ATPase binding; proton-transporting ATPase activity, rotational mechanism. NCBI's taxonomy places the organism in Eukaryota, Metazoa, Chordata, Actinopteri, Batrachoidiformes, Batrachoididae.
AUUGGCGGCGGGGUGUUAAUUGUUGGUCGAGGAGUUUAACUGCACGCACCGGCGCCGUGAUUCCCGCGAUGGAUCGUGUUUUGUAGCGACGCGCAGCCACGUUAAAUGAGAAGAUGGAGUUCCGAAGUGAGGAGAUGUGUCUGGCCCAGUUGUUCCUGCAGUCUGGUUCGGAAUAUGACUGCAUUAGUGAGCUCGGGGAGCUGGGACUGGUCGAGUUUCGAGAUCUUAACCCAAGUGUCAGCUCGUUCCAGCGACGCUUCGUCAGCGAAAUCAAGAGAUGCGAGGAGAUGGAAAGAAUUCUGGGCUACCUUCUCAGAGAAGUCCAGAAGGCUCAUAUAGCCAUUCCAGAUGAAGACGAGAGUCCAUUUGCUCCUCCCCCGAGACAAGUCCUUGAAAUCAUGGAGCAGCUCCAGAGGUUGGAGAUGGAGCUCAGCGAGGUAGCUCGGAACAAAGAGAAGCUGCAGAGGAACCUGUUGGAGCUGACGGAGUACACGCACAUGCUGAAGAUCACGCGGACCUUCAUGCACAGCCGCUCAAGACAUGAGGCUCUUGGUCCCCAGUAUGAAGAAUUUCCCACGAUGGAGACAGACUCUGUGACAGGGAGCACCGGUAUGCAAAGACUUGGAGCCAAGCUUGGUUUUGUUUCAGGUCUUAUCCAACGGGUGAAGGUGGAGGCGUUUGAGCGCAUGCUGUGGAGAGUGUGUAAGGGUUACACUAUCCUCAGCUAUGCAGAAGUUGACGAGAACCUCACUGAUCUUGACACAGGGGAGAGCAGUAAAAACGUUGUCUUUCUUAUCUCUUUCUGGGGAGACCAGAUUGGACAGAAAGUUCAAAAGAUCUGUGAUUGCUACCACUGCCAUCUUUACCCGCACCCAGAGAAUGACGAGGAGAGGGCAGACGUGCUGGAUAGCUUAAAGACGCGCGUUCAAGACCUUAACAAUGUGCUGCACCGCACUGAGGACUAUCUAAGACAGGUUCUGCAGAAGGCCUCCGAGUCGGCCUAUACUUGGGUGAUGCAAGUGAAGAAGAUGAAGGCUAUCUACCACAUCCUCAAUCUCUGCAGCUUCGAUGUCACAAACAAGUGUCUGAUUGCUGAGGUGUGGUGUCCUGUCAGUGACCUCGCAAACUUACGGGUGGCACUAGAAGAAGGCUCCAGAAAAGGUGAUGCCACCGUACCGUCGUUUGUGAACCGUAUCCCAAGUACGGACACUCCACCGACUCUGUUAAGAACAAACAAGUUCACAUGUGGCUUUCAGAGCAUCGUGGAGGCGUACGGGGUGGGGGACUACCGCGAGGUAAGCCCAGCUUCCUACACCAUUAUCACAUUCCCCUUCCUGUUUGCGGUAAUGUUCGGGGACCUCGGACAUGGCCUGGUGAUGAGUUUCUUUGCUCUGUGGAUGGUGCUGACAGAAAAAAAGCAGAAGAAGAAACGCUCCAAUAACGAGAUAUGGGUAACGUUUUUCAGCGGACGUUACAUCAUCCUCAUGAUGGGCCUUUUCUCGGUGUACACCGGGUUGAUUUACAACGACUGUUUCUCCAAGUCUAUCAACAUAUUCGGCUCCGGUUGGAGUGUCAAGGCGAUGUUCACGAAUCAGCAGUGGACAAAUAAAACUCUCCAAACGAAUGCUGUGCUCACACUAGACCCUAACAUCAGCGGUGUUUUCAGUGGGCCAUACCCAUUUGGCAUCGAUCCUAUAUGGAACUUGGCGGUAAAUCGUUUGUCCUUCCUCAACUCUUACAAGAUGAAGAUGUCAGUUAUUAUUGGCGUCAUACAUAUGACCUUUGGAGUAGUGCUAAGUGUCUUCAAUCAUUUACACUUCCAACAGAAGUUUAACGUCUAUCUGCUGUUUCUUCCUGAGCUCCUCUUCCUGCUUUGUCUCUUUGGCUACCUGAUUUGUAUGAUUUUCUACAAGUGGCUUGCGUUCGGUGCACGAGACUCCAGCCAGGCUCCGAGCAUCCUCAUCCACUUCAUCAACAUGUUUAUCAUGCAGGGAAAGGAUAUCGUUCCUCUCUACCCGGGACAGACUGGUCUGCAGGUUUUCCUUGUUCUGGUAGCUGUCCUGUCGGUUCCUGUGCUGCUGUUAGGAAAACCUCUUUACUUGUUGUGGCUGCACCGUGGAGGCAAAAGCCUGCGUCGAGGCAGAGGUUAUGAGAGGGUGAGGCGUGUUAGUGAGGACGACGGUUCCACAGUGCCAUCGUAUGAUGAUGAAGAGGAGGCAGGUGAUGGAAUGACCAUCAGAGGAGCUCUUUCAAAAGAGUUUGACUUUGCAGAUGUGCUGCUGCACCAGACUAUUCAUACAAUAGAGUACUGUCUAGGCUGCGUUUCAAACACUGCAUCCUACCUGCGUCUCUGGGCUCUCAGCUUGGCUCAUGCCCAGCUGUCAGAGGUGUUGUGGGACAUGGUAAUGCGCCUGGGUCUGAAGGUCACCACCAGACUCGGUGUUGCAUUUUUGGUUCCUGUAUUAGCCAUCUUUGCCAUGCUGACCACAUCAAUCUUACUAGUUAUGGAAGGCUUAUCAGCAUUCCUCCAUGCUCUCCGCCUCCAUUGGGUGGAGUUCCAGAACAAAUUCUACCACGGGACCGGCGUCAAGUUUGUGCCCUUUGACUUCACCCUUCUGCCCUCUGUUUUUGAGCAAGAUGGCUUGGUUUAAAAAACAAAACAAAACUGGAUUUAAACACAAUAUGAGUGGGGCUUCAUAAUUUAGGAUACCAGAAAUCGGAAUAAAUCACACUGUGAUACAACAACAAACCUUGAAGACAUUGGAUUUGAAGCUCACUCUUGUAGCAGCAUUUUAAAAUGUUAUCGCUGUGCUGAAUGCCUUACUUCUGUACCCAGCGAACUGCUGACUCUAUAGAUGGUCAGUUUGUUUGUUUUUUUAAAGACAUGGCGCUGCUAAGUUCUACUUGGUGCACUGGUUGGGUGGGUUUAAAUAUUUAAUUUGCAUUGUGCUGUGCAAACUAGAUUUGUAUUAUUUACAACACUGUUUUUAAGAUGAUAAAAUGUAAAGUGCAACAAAAGAAGCAAAAGAAAAAAGUUGCAUCAACUUCUACCUGUGACGAGCAUCCUGAUGUAGUGCCAUACAGAUUUAUUUCUUAUGAUAAUAUGAGGGUGCCGCUAACUUUAGUCUUUCAUAACUGUUCAUACCAAGUGAUUGAAACAAUGCUGUGGACAGUCUUCAAGUUUUCUCUGAUUAAAAAAAAACAAAAACUUAGCUUUUGGUUUUUUUUUUUGUGAGGAAUACUGUCACAACGCACUUUGCAGAAAUGAUUGUACGAUAAAAGGGUUUAAGUGAUGAUGCCAAAUGAAAACGUAUCUUUUACUGUUUGCUUAUUCGCUUAUUGAUGCGUAUUUAAAUUAGCACCUCUGCAAUAUAGAAAAUGAAUAUGUCAGGAAAAGGUUGACACCUUCUGUCUUUCUCUGAUUCUGCUUACUGCAUUUAUUCUGAUAAUUUAUCAUGUUUAUUUAAAUUGUCUGUAUAAGAGUAAUAUUUUAACAUUUUGAUGUGUUUAAAAUAAAGGUUUCAAGAAUGCAA